AUGCCGAGACAGAAAGACACUAAGCGGAUUGACCCUACCCGGGCACGUCAGCCAGGAGAACCCGCAGCAGACACUGAACCACACGAUGUUUUUAAAGUUAGUGGUAGCCCUAUUAUCAGUCCCAGGUCGAUCCGCCAUUGCCUUAAGGAGACCGAGUUUGACAUUGACGACAAGCCACGAAAGCUGUCCAACGGCUCGUCGAUUUCUAAGGAAAAUGCUGUAGUUGCGGCUGCAGCGGCUGCUAUCCAGGAAAAAGAGGCACAAGAGGCCCUGAAAGCAGAACAGGCCGCCAACGUCAGCUUACAGGAACUUUCAGGUGUCCAGCUUGUCGUGCAUCAGAUGCUGGCUACCCAUACUCGCACGUUGGCUCAGCUUGGAGUCAAAAGAGCUAAUUUCCCCAACACUAGAUUGUCGCUGAAGCAGGUCGAGUCGAUGCUGAGUCCAGUGGUCGCUCUGUGCAGUAUGCUGCAAGCUGAUCACUUUGGCAUUCAUGUGCCAACUCCUCAGAUUGCACGCACUAUGAAUGAUGUGCACUACUGGAAGCUUUGGGAGUCAGACUACAUUGAUAUUGGCAUUUUUUUCAUGCCGCCGAAGAGUACCAUUCCGCUGCACAACCACCCGGGCAUGAGUGUAGUUACGAGAGUAUUGUACGGUGCUGCUUCCGUGACGUCGUACGAUCUUCUGUCUGACACGGAGCUUCAGACGUUGGAAGCAGGAAGUGAAAUUGUCUAUGAGGAUGCUACCUUUUCUUCAGAUGCGAUCAACCCAGAGGUUGGAUCGGUUUCAUGGGCGCGUGUGAGUCGGGAGGGUCAAUUUGGUCAAGAAACGACAACGUGGCUGGAUCCUCGUCGGUUCAAUUUGCAUAAUAUUCACGCUAGCUCGGGCAUUGGCUGUGCGAUGCUGGAUAUUAUGGUGCCGCCAUAUGACAAUGCAAACCGGGAUUGCCAUCAUUUUAAGAUAUUGGAGCGAAAGAUGGUGCGGAACGAGCGUAUUGUCAAGAUGCUAGAGUCUGUGAAGUCUGACAACCAUAACGAUUUUCCCACGUUGGACAGCACAGCGGAUACGUUGCCAACAUCUUCGUAA
Peronospora belbahrii is the source of this 1083-nucleotide messenger RNA. The record is from the annotation of a GenBank genome assembly. NCBI's taxonomy places the organism in Eukaryota, Oomycota, Peronosporomycetes, Peronosporales, Peronosporaceae.